AUGCUGCUUGACGAAUUUAUAACUUAUCUCAACCAUUGGUAUGUCAUAAUACCAUUGGCAUUCACCACCUACCACGUAUUCCACUACAUUUACUUGAAUCAACUUGCCAAAAAGUUUGGUGCAAAACCUAUAACAAAUGUACUCAGUGAUGGAUGGUUUGGUUUCAAAAACGGUACCCAGGCAAUAGCUCUCAAGAAUAAAGGCCAGGCAGUUGAGUGGGCACAAGAGAAAUACUAUGAAACCAAACACCCUGAGAUACCAACAUUCAAGGAAAGAAUAUUUGGUCUCUACUUGGUAUUCACAAAGGACCCGGAAAAUAUCAAGGCCAUGUUGGCAACGCAAUUUAGCGACUUUUCAUUGGGCCACAGAUUAGCCUACUUUGAUCCACUAUUAGGUAAGGGUAUAUUCACAUUGGACCAUGAAGGCUGGAAAGACUCACGUGCUAUGCUCAGACCACAAUUUGCAAGAGAACAGAUUGCUCAUGUCAAGUCCUUGGAACCACACAUUCAAUACUUGUUCAAACACAUUGAUAAAAAUCAAAACAUUCAAAGCAAGAACAAGAUUGAAAAUGCAGAUUAUGAAACCUCUAUAUCUGCCUCCUAUUUUGACAUUCAGGAAUUAUUUUUCAGAUUCACGGUUGACUCAGCAACCGAAUUCUUAUUUGGUGGCUCAGUAAGUUCAUUGCAAGACGAAACUAUUGGAUGUGAUACUAGAGAUAUUGACUUUGCUGGUAGAAGACAAUUUGCUGAUUGUUUCAACAAGGCGCAAAACUAUUUGGCCACAAGAAACUUGUUGCAAAAAUUAUAUUGGCUUGUUAAUCCAAAAGAAUUUAGAGAAUGUAACAAAGUUGUGCAUGAGUUCACCAACUAUUACGUCAACAAGGUAUUGAGUUACUCACCAGAAGAAUUGGAAAAGAUUAGUGAUGGAUACGUGUUUCUUUAUGAGUUGGCCAAGCAAACAAGAGACCCCAAUGUCCUUAGAGAUCAAUCAUUAAACAUUCUUCUUGCCGGUAGAGAUACCACUGCUGGUCUCUUGUCGUUUGUCAUUUUUGAAAUGGCCAAAAACCCUCAGAUGUGGACAAAAUUGCGCAACGAAAUACUUGAAAGAUUUGGCACCACAAAUCUCGAAGAUAUCACCUUUGAGAAUUUGAAGAAAUGUGAAUACCUCAAGGCCGUGCUCAAUGAAACUUUGAGACUUUACCCCUCUGUACCACGUAAUGCUAGAGUUGCAACAAGAAAUACUACAUUACCAAGAGGUGGCGGCCCUGAUGGAUUAUCUCCAAUUUUUAUUGCCAAGGGUUCAACAGUUGGUUAUAACAUCUCUGCAUGCCAAAGAGACGAGACACAUUAUGGUAAGGAUGUAGAUGAGUUUAGACCCGAAAGAUGGUUUGAGGAGUCUACUAGGAAACUCGGAUGGGCAUACUUGCCAUUUAAUGGUGGUCCAAGAAUAUGUUUGGGCCAGCAAUUUGCAUUGACUGAAGCAAGUUAUGUCAUUACAAGAAUUGCACAAACUUAUUCGAAAUUGGAAUUGAAACCAGGGUAUGGUUAUCCACCAAAGAGAAUGACACAUUUGACAAUGUGCUUGUUUGAUGGAUGUUGGGUGAAGAUGGAAAGAGCAUAG
Messenger RNA from Lodderomyces elongisporus, 1620 nucleotides. It is a transcript of the gene ALK8, whose product is annotated as Alk8p. The transcript has a single exon. The record is from RefSeq and is a predicted model, not a curated record. Gene Ontology annotation, molecular function: oxidoreductase activity, acting on paired donors, with incorporation or reduction of molecular oxygen, reduced flavin or flavoprotein as one donor, and incorporation of one atom of oxygen; heme binding; iron ion binding. Bases 1 to 1620 code for a protein of 539 amino acids. NCBI's taxonomy places the organism in Eukaryota, Fungi, Ascomycota, Pichiomycetes, Serinales, Debaryomycetaceae.